This is a messenger RNA of Microbotryum saponariae, 1033 nucleotides long. The record is from the annotation of a GenBank genome assembly. Lineage: Eukaryota; Fungi; Basidiomycota; Microbotryomycetes; Microbotryales; Microbotryaceae.
AUGAAUCCCUCCCCUUCCCCCUUUCCUCUCUUUCACAUUGCACCGACCCCCAAUUCGCACCUCGGCGCCUUCGCCUCCUCUCCCAUCCUCAAAGGCAUGACCGUCCUGCUCGACACCCCCUUGUUCACCCUCGACGCGCCGUUCCAAGCCUACCUCUACCAACGCGUCCAAAGGGGGGCUAGUGGACCUACGCCCAUCGAAGGGGAAGAAGAGGAAGAGGGGAAUGUUCCUCCGACGUUGGAAGAGUGGUUCGAGAAGCAGAUCCAAAGGUCUUUGGUCAACAAGUACGUUUUUUUUUGUUUUUUUUUUUCUCAUUCUGCCGAGCGAAUCCACCGAGGGGUCGAAACGUUCCCUCUCCCCCAACCUGACAUCCCCUUUUCCAAACCCGUCUAGAACUCCCACCGAAAUAAAUCAGUUUUACACCCUUUCCAACAUGCAUCCUUCCCAACCCCGAGCCUACGCCAUCUUCCUCACCAACGCCGUCUCCUUAUCCGAAUCCACCACAGGUGGCCUCUUCCCCCUCCUCUCGCGCUUCAACUCCUCUUGUCGACCUAACCUUUCCCGACCGCAUUGGUCUUCGAAAACACGAAAAAUGCAGUUGAUAGCGGUGAGGGAUAUUGAGGAGGGCGAGGAAUUGGUGUGGCCUUAUUUGGGUAUCCCGUUCGAAUUCGAUUCGCCCCAAAGUAGGAGGGCGCAGUUGAAGCAAAUCUUUGGGUUCGAUUGCGCUUGUCGAGCUUGUACCGAAUGGACACCACCUUCUACCGACAACAACGCGGACGCCACUUUAGCCGAGCCUUCACCCAAACUGAAAGCCUCCGAGGCCCGACUGCGAGAACUCAGAAGGUUGAAGCAGAUGAUCGAUAUGGGUGGCCAAAGAGUGCUGAGGAAGAUGCAGCAGAUAUCCCAGGAGGAAGGGUUGUGGGAGAUGAGUGAUAGAUUAGGGUUUGAAGCGAAUCGGGUAGGUAGGGGUGAAGAGAGGAGGGGUUGGGAUCACGAUAGUAAUCUUCAUGAGGAUGAGGAGAAGAGGAGGUGA